UUUUUUUUUUGGCCAUAUCUAUGGUUACCACGUCUCUCCCCGCCUCCCUCCACCUAUCCAAGAAGACGACUGGCCAUUGGCUGUCUGUCACGAAGGCAGGCAGUCAUUGGCCACUGCGGAGGACCGGGCGCUCCCCCUUCCCCUGUCUCCCGGGUCUCUUGAGGAGCCCAGGAAGGAGGCUCCGCUAGUGCCGCCGGGCCAGGGGCUGCCGGACCCGGCUGCGGCGCUCGUUGGCGGGUCAUGUCGGCCGCCCAGGGCUGGGACAGGAACCGCCGGAGGGGAGGAGGCGCCGCAGGCAGUGGUGGCGGCGGCGGAGGUAGCGGGGCCGGCGGGGGCAGUGGGGGCAGCGGGGGUCGGGGGACUGGCCAGCUCAACCGGUUCGUGCAACUCUCCGGGCGGCCGCACCUGCCAGGUAAGAAGAAAAUACGAUGGGACCCAGUUAGGAGGCGCUUCAUUCAGUCCUGUCCCAUCAUAAGGAUCCCUAACAGGUUUUUGAGAGGCCACAGACCUCCACCAGCACGAAGUGGACAUCGUUGUGUGGCAGAUAAUACCAAUCUAUAUGUGUUUGGAGGUUAUAACCCAGAUUAUGAUGAAUCUGGAGGGCCAGAUAAUGAAGACUAUCCUCUCUUCAGGGAGCUUUGGAGGUAUCAUUUUGCUACAGGAGUAUGGCACCAGAUGGGCACAGAUGGCUACAUGCCCCGGGAAUUGGCAUCUAUGUCACUUGUGCUGCAUGGAAACAACUUGUUAGUGUUUGGAGGUACGGGCAUCCCAUUUGGUGAAAGCAACGGCAAUGAUGUCCAUGUCUGUAACGUGAAGUAUAAGAGAUGGGCUUUACUCAGCUGUCGGGGAAAGAAACCCAGUCGUAUAUAUGGACAGGCCAUGGCGAUCAUCAAUGGCUCCCUUUAUGUCUUUGGAGGGACAACUGGCUAUAUUUACAGCACAGAUCUGCACAAAUUAGAUCUCAAUACCAGAGAGUGGACACAACUGAAACCAAACAACCUAUCUUGUGAUCUGCCAGAAGAGAGAUACAGACAUGAAAUUGCACAUGAUGGGCAGAGGAUUUACAUCUUGGGAGGUGGUACUUCCUGGACAGCUUAUUCCUUAAACAAGAUCCAUGCAUACAACCUUGAAACGAAUGCAUGGGAGGAAAUUGCAACAAAACCCCAUGAAAAAAUAGGUUUUCCUGCAGCCCGAAGAUGUCACAGUUGUGUUCAAAUAAAAAAUGAUGUGUUUAUUUGUGGGGGCUAUAAUGGAGAAGUGAUCCUGGGAGAUAUCUGGAAGUUGAAUCUGCAGACUUUUCAAUGGGUAAAGCUCCCAGCUACCAUGCCAGAGCCAGUUUAUUUUCACUGUGCAGCUGUUACACCAGCUGGUUGCAUGUACAUUCAUGGAGGAGUAGUGAACAUCCACGAAAACAAACGGACUGGGUCAUUGUUUAAGAUCUGGUUGGUGGUACCUAGCCUGCUGGAACUGGCAUGGGAGAAGCUGCUUGCGGCCUUCCCUAACCUAGCAAACCUCUCCCGAACACAGCUUCUGCAUCUUGGACUCACACAGGGACUCAUCGAGCGCUUGAAAUGAAGAUUUCAGGACUGUUCAUUGAUACUGGAAAUGUUAAUUUAAAGAGACUCCUUUAUUUAUGGGCAGUGUAGAAUGUGCUACAAAGAGGAUUGGUUACCCUGAUCAAGGCCUUAUUCAGAAAAUACAUCAGAUGCCUUUCUGUAAAUUCAUUUUAAGUUUAUGGAAUCUCACGUUCCCUUAUGCUACUUUCUUUGCUUCUCUCCCUCCUUCCCUAAUACACACACACACACACACACACACACACACACUCACACUAACACUCACAUACUCCCUCUUCCUUGAUGAAGUUGAGGGAAAGUCUGAAAGUACCUUAAUAAUGUUAUGAAUCAAGAUAAAGAAUUUUUUAAAGGAACCCUAAAUAUAUGACCAUGUCAUCCAAUGCUCUACAAAUUAAAGCAACAUCAUCAAUAAAAACAAAAAUAAAAUUAAAAAAUUUUAAAUCCAGCAACAACAACAAGAAGUUUUGGGGAUAGAACAAGAAGGCUAACCUUGAGAAUCUUGCAGGUUGUAUGUAAAGCUAGAUAUUUAACUUCCUGCUUUCAAAGAUAUAUCUAAAGGAGUAGCUAGAUCUAAUGGCAGCAGUGAUUGACAUCUUGCUGCAUAGAUACCCACACCUGUCCUUUGACUUUGGAGGAAAGGUAAGCAGCUCAGCAGCUCUUGAUUAGUGAUUUCUUUUCUCCUCCUUAUGGUGCCAGCAGUGGUUAGAGUUGGCUUGUCAAAGACUUAUGUGUGUGUUAUAGUUGUGCUGUUUAUUGUUGCUCUUAGAAAUUACGGCACCAAGAACAUUUCAAAUCAAGAAACACGGUGGUCAGAGUUCUUUGUUCUGGGCAGUUUUGAAAUUCUCCUAUACUUAUUAAUGGUUUCAAGUAUCUCUUUGAUUUCUUCAUGGGGAAUUGGAGACCCUAAAUAUGUGGCAUAAAUGCCAUGGGACAUCAACGUAAGCUCGUGAGAGGCCAGAGAAGGGCAGGGCAGGGAGGGCUUCUGCUCUGGGCUGUGAGCUUUGCCUGUCAGAUUGGCCACUUCCUUUCAGAACUUGUUUCUUUUCUAACUCUGGGCCAUGCAGCUGCCAUUUUCCCAGGCAGUAGGUUUUAUCUCUGGAAAGCCAGUUGGCCCUUGAUUUUUCCUUGGCUUACUGCCUCCUUUUCUGUCUGCUUUAAUGUGCGUGGUGCUGUGAAUAAUUGUCUAGUAACUGUAUGAAAGAUCUUGAGGGAAAAGCCACAGGCCAUCCUUCCUGAAGAACUAUAUCAUUUUAAAGCCAGCAUGAGGAAGGAAUGAAAGUGAAGAUCAUUCCAUUUUUGGCGUGGAAUUUUAGUUCUGGUUUGUCUUGUGUUGUUUUUUAAUUCUAAAAAAGAAAUGACCUAAAUUUUCACUUGCUUUGCCAUCAGGCUGCUGGAGUAGUUGAGCGAGUCGCUGAGACGUGAGCAUUUGGAAGUCCUUAGGUGUAUGAAAGGUGCUGCAGGUACAUGAGAGGGCACAGUGCCCAUCAUCCCGUUGGUUACCUCACAACAAGAGACUCAGACGGGAGAUUUGGGACACACUUUUCCUUUAAGUGCCUCUUUUUCACUUAGCUUUUGAAGUUAUUCUUCUUUUUCCUUCAUCCCAGAAGGGAAUCUCUUUAGCUCAUGUGUGGAUUUAAAAUCACCUUUGAGUUAUGGCUAAAAAGGUGCCAUUCAGUGUUCAGUUCUGGGGAAAACAAAACAGUGGCCUCUAGACUUGGACUCGUAACUUCCAGGCCUUAUUAUAACAUCCCAUCCAUGUUGGGUUGAGUUCAUGGAGCCUGUGUUCUACAGGGUCUUAUAAUAACCACUUACCUGUGAGUUUGGGUCCUUUUGGGGAAUGAGGGGUGUGAGGGAGAAGCAGCAAAAGGAGCAACUUCUGGGAGUUCCCACCCCCAUCUUGCUGUGACCAGUCUGUUUGAUAUUUAACCUCUUACCACCCACUGCUAGGCUUGUUCCAAUAACAAGCUUUCUCCAGAGCAAGUCAGUCUGAGCAGCCCCAUUAGUUCAAAGCUUUGCUGCAUGACUCUAGCCUGGUCUAUGGAUAUUUGGGGGAUUUAAUAUCCAGAAUUAAACAAGUCAUGCUGUCUAGGAAGGUGAAGGAUUUUUGUGAUGGAUUUAUAUAGGGACCAAAGACUGAACACUCAGCCUCUGUACUUAUCCGCCCAUGGUCCUUGGGAUAUAAGCAGGUCUCUAGCUCUGCUAUACCAGAGAGCUAGAAAGAGAGUCUGGUUCAAUCCACACUUGCCAGCAUCCUUUUUUAAGCCUUCUGAGAGCAAUCUUCUUUGAGAUGGACUUUGGAGGCCUCACAUCCAAGACCUUAUGUGUGAUGUUUUCAUAAAAGUACAUAUCCUUGGUCUAAAAUGUCUUCUUUUAAUAUAACACUAGUGAAAAUGAUCUAGUAUAACCAGCUCUGAGUGCUGUAGAACCACACAUAUGCACAUGAUCUGGAUGCCAAACGAGACUGGGUGUAUGACUAAAUGUAGAUGACUAGAUUUUUAUAUAAGGGUCCCCAGGCCUUUUCGUACCUGUACCCAGCACUCUGAAUUCGUGACACUGUUACUUGAUUUAGGAAGGUUUAUGCCUGCUGCUUCUCUGCCUCUUUGAGGUACUCCCAGCCAUUUUACUGCAGUCCUGUAAAUUUAAGUGCAAUAUGUAGAAACACAUAUGAAUAUAUACAGAUUAUAUAUACGAUGUGACUAUAAAGCAGGUAGACUACUUUUUAAAUUUCUCUUGGGGAAGCCAGCUCAUUAAUUGAGUUAAAUUAUACCAAGAACUUGAGAUGUUAUCGGCUGGCUUAAGCCAACUCUUGGUAAAGCUGGAUUUUCAAGUCCAUAUUUUCUUACUCGGAUUCUUAGAGACUUUCGUUCCUUGGGUUUGUUGGAUGGAGACCUUCCCCCAGGCAUCUUUGUACUAUCUCAUGUUUGCAUAUCUUCCUACAUUUCCUUGCCCAGGAACAAGGAAGUCUACCUGUAAGGAGUUUCCUAAAUGGAGAAUUAAAACCUAAUAUUUAAUACUGUCACUUCUCUUAUGUAUAUACUAAUUUAUCUGUGAAUGUAAUACUUUAUUAAAUGAAGAAAAUGAUGCUUUCUUCAUUUAAUAAAGUAUUUUCCACUUCCUGGAAAAAUCUAUAAGCCAAUAUAGAAUAGAUUGAAAUUUUAAUUAUUCUUCAGUGGCCAAACUGAAACCCUUUCCACUGGCAGAAUCUUUUUUCAGGGCCCUAAUGACGUGAUGUAGAAAUUUGCUCUAAAAUAUUCAUGUCCCUUACAUAGCUAGAUUUAAAAAUAUAAUAAACGUUAGCAUUUCUAAGCAAAAGGUAUAUUAACAGUGACCUUUGGUUACCAGGCGUAGCAAGAGUAAAGCACAGAUCAUUGAAAUCCAUAGAUAAUCAGUGUUUCAACUUUUCUAUCAAAUGAUUGAUUUCUAUUUCUUCUUCCUCCCUACCCCUUUCCCACAAGCACCUCAUUUUCAAUGGAGUGGGACUAAUGAGUAGUUAGAAAUGGGAAAGGAAGAAUCACGGAGGGGCUAGAAACCAGCAAGCGUAUAAGCAGCCUGAUGAGCUGUAAUUGGUCGAUUUGAUGACAAUUGUUGAAGGCUGAAAUUAGGACCCACGGGUGGUAAUCCUGAGUGUAGAUGUUACUCUUCACUCCUCUGCUUGGCCUAGUCUCCUGCCCUGAGUUCUAGACUCUCUCUCCUAUAACCACCAAAGAGCUCUUAGCACCUAUGGGAGCAAAAAGCUGCGUAUGAUGCAGAGGAAGUCCCAUCAUUUGAACGCAUUUCUUUGGCUCUUGACAAAUACUUGCUUUUUGCCUAUUCUUGCAGGAGCCUUACUUUUUCCUUUGGAAGUACCUUUUCCAGCCAUAUAGCUUGGCAUGUAGGAAAGGUUGAAUUAUCCUGUAAGACUAUGUUGGUCUUACAGUUUGUUUUCAUAUGGUCUUACCGAUGUUUAGAAAGUGGCACCAGUUUCUGAAUUGUCUACCUGCCAGCACUCUGAUGCAGCACAAAAAGCCAUUUUCCUUAUUCUUCAUUGUUCUAAGCUCCACGAUGGAUGAGGGUUUAUGGUCCCAUGAUCAUAAGCUCCAAAAAUUGGUCACCAUUAGCUUAAAUUGCUUUGGUUCCCCAAAUACCUCGGGACUCUAGGUGCAAUGGCAGGGCCUGAGAUAGACUUGGUAGAGUUCUGUGACCUCCACGUGCACCGCCACCAGAUCAUGUCCGGCAAUGGUGUUUCCCUUCUAAGGUGGUUAGAUUCGGUGAAAAGUGACCUCUUCCCUCAUCUGGUGUUACAAAAAGAAGUUCUGAGUUGUGCUUCAAAAGUGAUACCACUUUUUAGUAUAAUUUUUGUGGGGUUUUUUUUUCCACUUUUUAGAGGUUUUUUAAAGGCCCUGCUCAGUCAGUGUACAGGGUGAGUCCAAGGCAGUUUCACCAAGCUGUAGUAAUUGCUGUUUUACUAGUUGCACAUUUAGAAUACAAAGGAGGCAUCAGAAACACAUCUGCUUUCUCUAAAGCCACUUCCUUGUACAGAGUCUGAGCAGGGACAGCACCAGGCAUCUCCCUGUAAAGGCACCUGCCAGCGAGGAUUUUACCGGAAGAACCUAGACAAGAAAGGAAACCUCGGUCACGCACAGUCUUUGAGGGUGAGCCUGGGCUUGGGCUCUUCGUACAGGGUGUGCUUAGGCCACACAUGAUGCUUGCCUUACUUUAAAGCUAUUUGCCACAGUCCUGUUAAAUAGUGUGGAAGUCCUUUUGCAGUCUGGUGUGCAUGCCAUAUGAUCAGGACAGCUUUUCCACCUUACCUGGUUUCCUACCAGCAAGUAGGAAGUAUAGUGAAUUUACCCUAAAAUGUCCAAUCUGUAUUUAUGUACCUUGUCAGUGUUUUGCUGUUGGUUUUCUAAAACAAUCUGAUCAAUAAAUCUUAUCCAGAUCUAUUUG
Molecule: messenger RNA, 6500 nt
Organism: Equus caballus (horse)
Lineage: Eukaryota; Metazoa; Chordata; Mammalia; Perissodactyla; Equidae
Gene: KLHDC10
Product: kelch domain containing 10
Biological process (GO): positive regulation of stress-activated MAPK cascade
Molecular function (GO): protein binding
Source: RefSeq, marked validated